Topomyia yanbarensis is the source of this 707-nucleotide messenger RNA. Its product is annotated as NADH dehydrogenase [ubiquinone] 1 alpha subcomplex assembly factor 2-like. Gene Ontology annotation, cellular component: membrane. NCBI's taxonomy places the organism in Eukaryota, Metazoa, Arthropoda, Insecta, Diptera, Culicidae. Gene Ontology annotation, biological process: mitochondrial respiratory chain complex I assembly. The coding region runs from base 123 to 569 and encodes 148 amino acids. The record is from RefSeq and is a predicted model, not a curated record. The transcript is spliced from 2 exons.
AUGGAAAAUAUUCUAUUCAUUAUCACUAGUUCUAGGAUAUUUUACAUAACAAACUCAAUCGUCUUUUUACAAUUAAUUCUGAUAUAUCUUGUUAUUACUUGAGUAGCUAUAUCAUUGUUGCAAUGUCGAAUCCACCGUCGCGCGGUGUAAUCCAAAUGGUGUUUAGAAAUUUCCUAAACUCGCUGAAACCUCGCCAAUGGAAGGGUAACUUCAUGGGUGAAGAUUAUUUCGGAAACAAGUACUACGAGAUUCCGGCAAACCCGUCGAUCGGUCAACGUAGAGUCCAAAGAUGGUUUGAACCAACUGAAAAGGAGGCAUACGGUCAGGAAAUUACUGCUGAAUGGGAGGCUUGGUUGCGCGGUAGAAGAAAGGAACCCCCGACGGCAGAGGAACUGACACGUAAUUUGGCUAUAAUGAAGAUGAAAGAGCGAAAUGCAGCCAAAUUGGAUGAAAAAUACGGCAAGAAGAAGGACGUUGAUGAGUUAGAAAAACGAACUACUGGCAUGGGAUCGUUUCCGGAGUAUGAAGAGUACGAAGUAAUGCCCGGAAAAGGCAAGAGGGAAAAAUAAUACGUAGUGAAUGAAUAGUUUCUAGCAGUAUCCGUUUUUAAAAUAAUGAAGCUUUAUUUGAUCUGCUUAUGAGAAGCGCUAUUGUAUAUACAAUUAUAAUAAUAGGCUAUAAUUAAAUUGUUAUGAUUAGCAAAUCAA